Messenger RNA from Oncorhynchus mykiss (rainbow trout), 4552 nucleotides. RefSeq names its product GTP binding elongation factor GUF1 (gene guf1). The record is from RefSeq and is a predicted model, not a curated record. NCBI's taxonomy places the organism in Eukaryota, Metazoa, Chordata, Actinopteri, Salmoniformes, Salmonidae. Gene Ontology annotation, cellular component: mitochondrion. Gene Ontology annotation, biological process: positive regulation of translation. Gene Ontology annotation, molecular function: GTP binding; mitochondrial ribosome binding; GTPase activity.
CUUACAACCCAACAUGGCUGCGCCCUACCAAGCAUGUUUUUUAUUUGAUUAACUUUAGUUCUCCUUUAGACACAGUUAUAUUUAUCUGAUUUGGAUUUUUCAUCACACCUCUGAGAAUUCAUACAUUGCGAUUAAAAUGUAAAGAAAUGUAGCGUAUGUUGACACGAUUUAACAGGGUCUGCGGCGUUAAAUUGGCUAGCUAUCAGGGCUAAUGUCAAUGCCCUGUACAGAAGCUUUAGCCAGCUAACGAAUUGAUUACCUAACGAACAUUAACAUGCAGCUGUCUUUAAUAAAACAUCAAGGGUGUGCAACACCUUUUUUAAGGCAUCUUUUGGACUUCAGGGUUUAUCAAACAAGACAAAGGAGCCAGUGCUGUAAAAUAGCUUGCACGGUCAUUAGACACCGAUGGAUGAAGAGGGUACCUGUUUUCUGCACACACAACACCACCAACAAGAUGAUCAGUACACAGGCUGACAAAAACAUAGAUAUGUCAAAGUUCCCAGUGGAGAGGAUCAGAAACUUCAGCAUCAUUGCUCACAUUGACCAUGGGAAAAGCACCUUGGCUGACCGGCUUCUGGAACUAACAGGUGCCAUAGCCACGACAGAUAAGAACAAACAGGUGUUGGACAAGCUGCAGGUGGAGCGAGAGCGAGGGAUAACUGUGAAGGCCCAGACAGCCUCCUUGUUCUACAAGUACCAGGGACAGACCUACCUGCUCAACCUCAUUGAUACACCAGGUCAUGUUGACUUCAGUUAUGAAGUGUCUAGAUCCAUCUCAGCGUGCCAAGGUGUACUGUUGAUUGUUGAUGCCAAUCAGGGGAUUCAAGCACAGACUGUGGCUAACUUCUACUUGGCAUUCGAAGCUCAGCUGACCAUCAUUCCUGUCAUCAACAAGAUUGAUUUGAAAAAUGCUGAUCCAGAGAGGGUAGAAAAACAGAUUGAGAAGGUGUUUGAUAUUCCAUCUGAAGAAUGUAUUAGGAUUUCUGCCAAACUGGGAACCAAUGUAGAACAAGUCCUCCAAGAGGUGGUGAAACGGUUACCACCACCAACCUUUAAAAAAGAGGACCCAUUCAAAGCCCUGGUGUUUGACUCCAACUUCGAUCACUACAGAGGGGUGGUGGCGAACAUCGCUCUGUUCGGAGGCUAUUUGUCUAAAGGAGACAGGAUCAUAUCUGCGUACCUGGGGAAAAGCUACGAGGUCAACGAGCUAGGCCUCCUCAGGCCAGAUGAGCACCCCACAGACAGAUUGUACGCAGGCCAGGUGGGCUAUGUGAUAGCAGGUAUGAAGGAAGUGAAGGAGGCCCAGAUCGGUGACACCCUCUACCAUCAGAAACAUCUGGUAGAAGCUUUGCCAGGGUUCAAGCCAGCCAAGGCCAUGGUGUUUGCCGGGAUGUACCCUAUGGACCAGUCAGACUACAGCGCCCUCCGCAGUGCUGUGGAGAAACUGACGCUCAACGACUCCAGUGUGACGGUCCAGAGAGACAGCAGUUUGGCACUGGGAGCAGGCUGGAGACUCGGCUUCCUGGGCCUGCUCCACAUGGAGGUGUUUAACCAGCGCUUGGAACAGGAGUACAACGCCUCUGUCAUAGUGACAGCCCCCACUGUGCCCUACAAGGCUAUCCUGUCCUCCGCCAAGCUCAUUAAGGAGCAUGGGAAGGAGGAGAUCACCAUAGUGAACCCAGCCCAGUUCCCAGACAGGUCCGUAGUGAAAGAGUACCUGGAGCCCAUGGUGAUGGGGACCAUCAUCACCCCUGAUGACUACAUUGGGAAAAUCAUGAGUAUCUGCUUGAAUCGCCGAGCCGUCCAGAAGAACAUGGUGUACAUUGACGACCACCGAGUGAUGAUGAAAUAUCUCUUCCCUCUGAAUGAAAUUGUCGUGGACUUCUAUGACCUCCUCAAAUCCAUGUCUUCAGGAUAUGCCAGCUUUGACUAUGAGGAUGCAGGGUACCAGGCUGCCCAUGUGAUCAAGAUGGAUAUUCUGCUGAAUGGGAAACCUGUGGAGGAACUCACCACUAUUGUUCACAAAGACCGGGCAUACAGUGCAGGCAAAGCCAUGUGCGAGCGCCUGCAAGACGCCAUACCCAGACAGAUGUUUGAAAUCGCAGUACAAGCAGCCAUCGGCAGCAAAGUCAUCGCCAGGGAGACAAUAAAGGCUUACAAGAAAAAUGUGCUCGCAAAGUGUUACGGAGGUGAUGUAACAAGAAAGAUGAAGCUCCUGAAGAAACAAGCGGAGGGUAAAAAGAAGAUGCGUUAUAUUGGAACCGUGCAAGUCCCCAAGGAUGCCUUCAUCAAUGUUCUGAAGAGGAAAGACAAGUAGAAUAUCAGUAUCCUUAGUCAUUGAAGGUAUUUUUUUGUUCAACAAAUUAACAAACAAUAUUGUUACCAUCAAAAUAACUUCAAUGUCCCAUACAUAAAGAUGUCAAAUUUUAACAUUGUUUAUUCUUAUAAUGUAGAUCCCGUUGCCUAUGAAAACAUGUAACAAUUACUCAGUUUACCCUCAGGAGAAGCAUCUGGUACUGGCACACUUGCGUUCACCUGUCCAGUCAUGUCUAGUCUGAGGGCUCUAUUCAAUCCGUAUUGCGUAAAUGCAAAUGUAAAGAGUGUUCCCGCGUUGGCAGAGACAGCAUCACAUGUCAGCUCAAUCUGGAAUUACCUUUACAUUUCAAUCGUGCUGUAACGCAGAACUUCCGCAAUACGGAUUUAAUCAAGCCCAUUAUUUGUUCAAGAAAGGGAGUAAUGAAGGAUGCACUUUGAAAGAAUUCCAAUAAGGCCUUGGUAUAUGAAGAAUAAGGAAAACUCCAGCUACUGGUUCAUCACGAGUCAAUAUACAAAAAUUACAUGGAAAAAGCACCAGAGGUCGUUGUCUUACAAAGGUUUUUCCUAGAUAUGUUCUUUUUGCAGUGAGUCUCCAUGUUCUCACCCAAAGAAAAUCAAAUUUAAAAAAAAAAAGUCAAAAUCCUCAACAUCGUGGAAUUUGUAGGAUGAAAUGAGCAUGAUGCUGUUUUCAAACAAUUUUAUUUAAAUGUUUUAGAAAAUAGUAUGUACAAAGUGCUGCUGGUUUGAUUUAUGGCCAAAAAAAUGCCAUAUUCUCCCAAGCAAGGUUACAAAUUACACCUUUUGUCAAAAAAGUUAAUUUAUAACACUUUUACAGCCAUUCAAAUAUCUAAAACCAAAUCCUGUUUAUGUUUUCUUACACAGACCUCAAUAAACAGCAUAUUUACCUCUGUAAAUAUUACAUUUUUCAGUAGCUAAGGAAUUUACUUGAGUAAAUACAAAUAGUAAUCAACAAUGGAGACAUUUCUCAAAAUGGAGUUGAAGGAAAUGGCGGCAGACAUCCUCAGGAACAGGACUUAGUUUCGCUAGUGUUUUCUCUUAAGAAAAGACAAAGAGCCAUUUCCUUCUUGGACUCUUUGCUUGGGUUGCCAAACUCAGCCAUUCAUACCAUGGACAACGCUAAUAAAGAAUAGCACCGUGUUGUUGCUCCCACUGAUUAACUCUCUCUCUCUCUGGUCAGAAGUGUUUAUCAGAAUGAUACAGGGGAGAAUGUGCCACAUGAGGGAAACAGUUUACUUGUGUAACAUUUAUCUCAAGCUAAAUGUACACUGUGCUAUGUAGGGAGUACUGUAUAGUGCAUUGACCGUGUUCCAGCACUGAACAAAGACCUUAGGUUAACUCCUCUCCCUUUUCUGGCCUUGGCUUGUUCCAGACAGGGAAGCAGUCUGUCUGGGGCUAAUAGUGUAAUUGACAUCUCCUAAUGGGGAUAUGUUAGGAGAAGAGGUUGCUGUUGUAAGCUUGAGCAGUUCAGUCAUUUCUGCAACCACAGCAAAAAGGAAAACACAGUCACCGGUUUGGGGGGGAUUGUAAGAACAUACUGGACAUUCUAAAUAGCCCUAACACACAGGAACCAAUCAAAUGAAGUUGAUGCAACUGUUUUCAAACCAGGAGUUGGGUCUAAGAUAGCCUCUACGAAUCCAAGAGUGGACGACUCUCGUCUCUAACAUGUAGGCUCCCUUUUUGUGAACAGUCACAUCACAAGUCAGACUGUUGAAUAAACUUCAUCUGAAUGUAAUUUACCUGUUGUCUGCUGAUUUUGUCCUGAUGUAGGAGGUCAUCUGAGACAAAAUAUCCACAGAGUAGUGUUAUCAACCCAACUUUCAGUACGUUGGUCUGUAUGUUGCUUUGUAUUUUCAAUGCUGACGAAAUCGGCAAGCGACAUGCACAAUAUGUAAAAGAUGCCACAGACCAAACGUUGUCCCACGUAAUCAUCUGGCAAAUUUCACAAGCACUUCAAGCUGCUUUUGAAGUAAUGCGCUUUGGUCAACAACAUUCAGUUACAUCCGGCUAAUGUUGACAUAUUGUGCAUCACUUGAAAUGCAUCAGGAGAUGGAAAAUACAAGUGACAGAAACUAAUGGCGUGGCAAAAAGCUGUGUAAACAACACUUUCCUGUGGAUACCCUAUCUACACUUCCUACUGCCAAAAGGACCAACAGCACAGACAACCGGCAACGUACGUUUGAAUAUCAUUGUAUUCAACAUUCUGGCUUGUAGAGAC